This is a messenger RNA of Effrenium voratum, 1666 nucleotides long. NCBI's taxonomy places the organism in Eukaryota, Dinophyceae, Suessiales, Symbiodiniaceae. The record is from the annotation of a GenBank genome assembly.
GGGAUAUGCAAGCCAUAAAUCUCUCUUUGCCUCUUGCGCAAGCCUUGCCGGUGUGUCCUUCCAGGCGCAUUAUAUGCAGCUCAGCGCCACGCAAAUCGAGUUCAGAAUUCAAUAUGACACGAUAAAGGGACCAUGUAUGAAGGCCCCGCAGGCGACCAUCAAGUUCCGCUGGGGUCCAGAAGAUGAAAACGCGACAGUCAGGAGGCCAUGUAAUGAGGACCCGGAUCCGAUCGUGGGGCACUCGGAUGCAGAGGUUCCGCUGGGUUCCAGAAGAUGAAAACGCGAGGUUCAGGAGGCAGUGUGUCAAUGGCCCGGAGCAUGCGAUCGUCGAGAGUGCGAGGCUUCGGAUGGAACAUGGCUACAUGCUGGAAUCUGCGAACGUCAGCCGUGCCUUUCGCUGUCCCAAUCCCAAUGCCUGCUUUGGUGGAGAGGUAACACCGGACUCCUUCAGCAUGUGCUCUCCUGGCUACGAGGGCCGGGGCUGCGCACAGUGCAGUAGCUCGCACGGGCCUGCAGAUGACUCAGCCCAUCUUUGCAUGAAGUGCGCGACACAGCGGCGGGAUCAGCUAUUCCAGAUGGCCCAGUUCAUACUUCAGGAUGUGCUGGUUUUCCUGGUGUCAGCGUCCGGGGUGACAAAGGCGACGGGGAACACCAAGGAGAGCAGCGUCUUCACUAACCAGUUCAUGUCAUUCGUGGCGGUGGCGUCUCCGGUACUUCACACGGUGCGCCAGUCCCGGACCUUUCUCCACACGACGGCGGAGCUCAGCGCUUGGCUCCUGGAGGGGGCCUCGGUGUUGGACCUGGGCAACGCAGACUCCACAGACGGAGGCAUUUGCACCAGUUGUCUUCUAGGCUACAUGGGGCUUCCAGUGACCUCAAUCACUCGAAUUUCGCUACUGCUUCUGACACCGGUGUGCUCGGUUGUAGCUUUGGCCCUCAUCCAGAACAUACGCCUUGCAAUGGUGGUGGGCGUCAAUUGCUUUCUGCCGAAGAUCUGCAUGUGCUUUGGGCGAUACUUGGUUUGCUACCGGAUGGAGCCUGCAGACAGCGGCGGAGAGUUGUUCUGCGAGCACGCAAAGGCUGGCCUUUCCCCCACGGCCUUGUGGGCCAUUGUGGCUGCCCUGGCUUUUGCCGGACCGGCGCUCUGGAUGCGCCUGAUCAAUGACAAGUCGAACAUCGAUACUGGGUACUACCUCUACUUGACCUCUGCGUACAAGGAUGAGUUCAAGUGGUGGGAGGUGACGCGCUUGGUGCGCAAGACGCUUUUGGCCAUCGUGUGCGCGGUCUUCCCCCUCACUUUGCACCCAGUGACAGAGAUCUUUUGCAUUAGCUUGAUCUUGAUCGUUGCGACGGUCCUGGAGAUGCAAGCGAAGCCCUACAAGAAAGCCAACUGGAAUCGCUCGGAGAAGUGUUUGUUGAUUACAAGUAUGUUUACUGUGAACUUUGCCAUCUACCAGCUGGCUUUGGAUUUCAAAGGCGGCGAAUUUCUGGACCGAUGUUUGAUGCUGGCGAUCAUUUCGCUCGCCCUGGUGCCUGCAUAUAUCCAGCUCUCGCUGAUCCUCAGAGAGCUUGUGCGUGAGAGAUUUGGGCGAGAAGAUCGGCUGAGAUCACGGCCUGAUGCCUCUGACACUGAUGAAUGACAGCGAUGGCUUGCAGCGGUGAGUUC